Molecule: messenger RNA, 1061 nt
Organism: Tigriopus californicus
Lineage: Eukaryota; Metazoa; Arthropoda; Copepoda; Harpacticoida; Harpacticidae
Product: heme transporter hrg-1-like
Exons: 3
Coding region: 356-838 (160 amino acids)
Biological process (GO): heme transport
Cellular component (GO): plasma membrane; lysosomal membrane
Molecular function (GO): heme binding; heme transmembrane transporter activity
Source: RefSeq, a predicted model, not a curated record
GAAUGCUGGCUAGGCAACAGAAUCAACAUUGAAGUAAGAAGACCUGGGAGUGCAGUUACUCGCUCAUUCAGUACAAAGGAUCUGGCCAAUGUGGAGGCACCAUGUUGACAAAGGAAUCUAGCAGGAAGUCUGAUGUUCCUCGUUUUAUCUUCCAAACACAAGAAAUCCUCUGAACAUCUACGCCAUGGAGCAUCAAAAAAUUAGCCCCUGAUAGUGAUUCCCGUUCUGAUCCAGGAAUUUCAGCGCAAGCCUCCUGACCCUUGUAGUGUUUUAUCCUUAGACGGCAAACACACACCUGCCGUCUCUUGAGAUAAGAAGAUCAUUAUUGAGAAACAUAAAAAUAGACCCCAUAGCCAUGAAUCUGUGUGAGUUAUGGAGACGGAUACGAAUCCCAUUGUGGCUUGUGAUCCUCAUGACAUGUGGAGGGAUCAUUGGAGGUCUGUUGGGAGGAUUCAUGCUCACAUUUCAGUUCGGAAACUACCAUGCCGGUACAUGGUCGUUUCUUAGUGCCAUUCCUGCUCUUUGGUGCCUCCAUUUGCACUCGCUUCACUACUUCAAAUCUCUGGAUGUCGUCCAUACUUCCAUAUCGCUGAAAGUGAUUGCCCAUUGCUCUUCAGCCAUAUCAAUGGUGUCCUUCUUGGCUGCCCUGACUUAUCUCACGUUGGCCUUGCUUUUCCGUCAACCUCUCUUUCCUAUCAAUCACAGCUUUGUUUUAGCGGCCGUGCAGGCUUUCUUGAACACCAAAUGGCACUUGCUACUACGAUAUCACGCCAAGCGAUAUCGGAUGCUACUCGACGAAGGAUAUUUCACUGACCUGACAGCGCCUGAAGGUGUUUAGUAACCCACUAACUAGUCAAGAUGCUUUGGUGAACCCCUCCCCUCGAAACAAAGGGUUCAUUUUGAAAAACCGUUCGGCCAGAAUUAUUGAACCAUCGAGCCGUCAAAAUCGGCUUGAAACGGAUCCUGUGUAUUGUCAGAUUGUCUAUCCCCAGAUCAUGGAUGAUUUUUUUUUUAUCUUGUGUGUCCUAACUAUUCAUGAAAUAGAUUUAUAUUUCGAUCAA